This is a messenger RNA of Armigeres subalbatus, 4319 nucleotides long. It is a transcript of the gene PAN2, whose product is annotated as PAN2-PAN3 deadenylation complex catalytic subunit PAN2. Gene Ontology annotation, molecular function: nucleic acid binding; protein binding; poly(A)-specific ribonuclease activity. The record is from RefSeq and is a predicted model, not a curated record. Gene Ontology annotation, cellular component: P-body; PAN complex. The transcript has 5 exons. NCBI's taxonomy places the organism in Eukaryota, Metazoa, Arthropoda, Insecta, Diptera, Culicidae. Gene Ontology annotation, biological process: mRNA processing; nuclear-transcribed mRNA poly(A) tail shortening. Bases 164 to 4027 code for a protein of 1287 amino acids.
AAGCGAAAGUGCGAGCUGUCAAAACAAUGCAUAAAUUUUGUGUUCGUUUGUGAAAUUGUGACGAUUAGAAAGUUUUGUGUUUUCUGCGGAAAUCCUGGGUUUCGGAGACCAAAAAUUGGGAUGAUAAUUGCGAAAAAGGUGCCCUGAACCCUAGGAUCCGGCAAUGGAUUACGUGUACAUGAGUGGUGACCCGGUCAAUCGAGCCGAGGACAUCAUCACCCUGACAAUGUAUGACAAUGGUCCCCCGGCGGGAGAUUACCCGGAAGGAGGUUUUGGUCCGUUCAACAUUGGAUUCGGUGAGCCUGAGUACAUGGAGCAUGGUAUGGUGCUGGCAGAUGGUGGCGAUAGGUUCGGAGUGUCGACGGUUUCCUUCGACACACAGGAAGAAUUAAUUUGGAUGGGUAAUCAGGGUGGGCAUGUCACGUCCUAUUAUGGGGGCACGAUGCAGAAAUAUACAUCCUUUCAAGUGCACGCCAACGAGAUUGUCCGGCAGAUCCAUACUAUCGAUGCGGGAAUACUGGCGUUGACGAGUACAACGCUGCGCCACCAGAUACGGAGAGGAAUUCCAAAAUUCACGUUUCGAUCGGAAAAGAUGGUUGAUAUGGUGUGUAUGAUUGAGCACCAGCCCAACCGACUGUUGAUGGGAGGACAUCAGGGUGAUUUGAUCGAUUUUGAUUUGGCAACUUACCAGGAGGUGGGCAGCAUCCCAGCCGGGCACAAUGGUUGCGCGAUUUUGAGAAAUCAUUCUCGAUACCUUUGCGAGGGAGACCCAUAUGGAACAAUUCUGCUCCGAGACCCCAAUAGUCUGUCGAUUGAACAUGAAUUGACUACCCAUGCUGGAAGUUUGUCUGACUUUGACGUACAAGGAAAUUAUUUAGUCUCAUGCGGCUACAGCGGAAGACAAGGGAAUUUGGCUAUAGACCGUUUUUUAAUGGUUCACGACAUGAGAAUGUUGAGAUUGGUAUCGCCUAUUCAGGUGCUAGUUGAACCACAACUGUUGAAAUUUCUCCCAUCUCCGUGUUCUCGUUUGGCAGUAGUGUCUCCGCUUGGGCAACUUCAGCUGGUCGAUACCGUGGAACUCAGCGAACCACGAGUGCAAAUGUUCCAAAUUAAUACAACCGGAUCUCAGUGUCUCACCUUCGACAUCAGUUCUUCCAAUCAAGCUAUGGCUUUCGGGGACCAAUCCGGACAUAUAAACCUAAUCGCCACUGUCAAAAUAAACACUCCCGCGCUUCAGUUCAAUCCGUACUCAAGAGAAACCGAAUUUGCCGAUACGGUCGAGCCGCUACCAAUGGUUUCUAUUACCGACAAAAACUUCCCGUUGUCGUCGAUUCUACUUCCACAUCUCACAACCGGCGAUCGUUGGCUUAGCGACUGGCCAGCGUUCAUGAACACAUAUGAUUAUCUAAAACCGAAGCCAAUUCGUCCGGAGAUUACGGCAACGAUGAAGAUGCAAGGACCAAUUGGAUAUGCUCCUAACCCGAAAACAUCUCUGCGAAAUCAAAUUCCGUAUAUAAUGGACAAAAACUCAGCCUCAAAUCAAUGUUCCACCCCGGUUAGCAGUUCGCAAAAAGGUACCGGCGAACAGGGUCUGAAACUUGUGCCACGCCGCUAUCGCAAAGUGGAGGUUAAAUACAGUAAACUGGGAGUGCAGGAUUUUGACUUUGAGCAAUACAACCAAACCGGUUUCGUCGGACUGGAAGCGAAUCUACCGAACGCAUAUUGUAACGCAAUGUUGCAGGCCCUUUAUUUUAUUGUACCACUACGAAAGGCUAUAUUGUCCCACUGCUGUUCUAAGGAAUUUUGUUUGGCGUGUGAACUGGGUUUCCUGUUCCAUAUGUUGGACGUAGGAACAUCGAGUCAACCUUGUCAGGCCAGUAACUUCCUUCGUUCGUUUCGCACUGUCCCGGAGGCGGCCGCCCUCGGUUUGAUUCUAUCGUCUGAUCGAAGCAACAACGCCAGCAUCAAUUUGAUCAGUCUGAUCCAGAACUGGAAUCGAUUCAUUCUGCACCAGAUCCACUACGAGUUGCUGGAAGCCAUCAAGAAGAAUGAAAACAUGAUGGCCAUUAACGAGCAAACGGUUGGUGUCGGAAGAAGGAUGCAGUUGUCCGCUACACCGCGACCAUUCAUUCCCGGAGCUGAGAUGCAUGUUCAGCAUCCGGAGGAUUAUCAAGAGAUUCUGGACAGCGAGGUUCAGCAGUACGACUCCAAUAACGAGAAGUUUCAAUUUCUGGAGGCGAGCAGUGAUUACGAUGCAACACUGAUUCCCGAAUGUGAACCAUACCCGGAUCCCGCAGAACAAAUGCCACCAUCCAGCAAAAAUUACAACAAGGACGAAACGGAGAUCAGUCGUCUUUUUGGAACUCAACAGAAAACAACGCAACGGUGCUUGAAGUGUAACACAGAGCGAGUAAAGAACAAUAUUCUACUCGUUUGCAAUUUGCUCUACCAACUAAACUCGAAUAAUCGUAACGUGGAUGGAACUUUCGCAUCAAUUCUUAAAAAUUCACUAAGUGUCGAAAAAACCACACCAGCUUGGUGUGAAAAGUGUAACAAAUUCACUCCUACCAAUCAAAAGAGUCGCGUGACCGAUCUGCCGGAAAUCCUGUCCAUCAACUGUGGACUCGAGACGGACAAAGAGCUGGAAUAUCUCAAGAAGCAGAUGAGUCGCCCAUCGGCCCAAGUUGGUGGAUCGUCCGCAUCGGAAAGUGAACCACGCAGCGCAAAUACGGGCAACGGGAAAAUGUGUCGCUAUGGAAUGAACUGCUCCCGUGUGGAUUGUCACUUUUCGCAUCCAAGGAAAUCUUCCCCAGCAGUCAUUAUCUCCAGCGCACCAACACCGGCCCAGCAAAAAUCAUGGUUCCCUUUGAGCUUCAAAAUGAGUCUCGAUGAGAAGGAAAAUCUUGAAAUAGGCUCCCUGAAGAGCGCUUCCAGCUUUAGCGAAAAUUCCGAUGCCAAGGAUGUGAACUUCAGAGAAGACAAACUAUUCCGUAAAUCAAAACAGUACGGUCUGUCGGCAGCUGUAUGCUACAUCAACGAUGGAGCUCAACGUAAUCUUGUGGCCCUCAUUCACGUCCCCAAAGGAUAUCACGAUCUGAAACAGCACCGCAUUCCCGGUUCUUCGACGGAAAUCGACUUCACCGAUGGCAGCUGGUACAUAUUCAACGAUUUUAGUAUUUCUCCCGUGUCGGUGCAGGAAGCCGUUUGGUUCACCCUGGACUGGAAGGUUCCAUGUGUCCUGUUCUACACAAGCACCUCUCUCCGAGAGGAGGUAGCCGACAACAAGGAAUGCCUCACUCAGUACGUCAAUCCCUUCACAAAUGAUUUAUUCAUGGAAGCGAGCCCAACAAUCGAGGACAAAAACUUCAAACCGUUGGGGCAGGAUGAAAUAUUCCAGUCGGGCGAUUUAGUCGCUAUGGACGCCGAAUUCGUAACCUUAAAUCCGGAAGAAAGCGAAAUUCGCUCAGAUGGCAAACUUUCUACCGUCAAGCCGAGUCACAUGAGUGUCGCCCGUAUCACCUGCAUCCGUGGUCAAGGCACUGAUGAAGGGGUUCCGUUCGUUGAUGAUUACAUUUCCACGCAGGAGCAAGUGGUCGAUUACCUAACAAAAUUCUCUGGCAUUAAACCCGGCGAUCUGGAUGCCAACUUCAGUAACAAACGUCUGACCACUCUGAAAAACUCGUAUCAAAAGCUCCGCUAUCUGGUCGACAGUGGAGUGAUCUUCGUCGGUCAUGGUCUGAAGAACGACUUCCGCGUAAUCAACAUCAUCGUCCCACCGGAGCAGAUCGUCGACACCGUUUACCUUUUCCAUUUGCCCCAUCACCGGAUGGUAUCGCUGCGCUUCCUGGCGUGGCAAUUUCUCGGCAUAAAAAUCCAAUCGGAAACGCACGACUCCGUCGAGGAUGCCCGGACUGCUCUUCUUCUCUACAAACACUAUCUGAAGCUGCACACGAAAGAGGAGUUCACAAUGGCACUGUCUAAUCUGUACGAAACCGGCAAAAAAUUGCAGUGGAAGGUUCCAGACUAAGAAUGGGACGGGGAUUGUAAUCAGUAUUUUCACAAAUCGAGAUAAAAAAAACGCAAAACAGAAAUGGAUUGGCAUAAGACAAUUUGAGAUUUGUUUCGUAUUUUAUUCAACUUUAUUUUUUAGGUGAGUUUUACAAUAUAUGUGAGAUGAUUCACCAUCCAAUUUGGGUUCUCAUAAAUACAUUCAUUAUAUAAUUUAUACAAACAGUAUGUCAAAAUCUUUGUCAAAAGGUCAUUACAAUAAAUACAUCUAAUAAAUAGUUCGCCAUCUUGAUGGUGAUUGUACAGGCAAA